Lactuca sativa (garden lettuce) is the source of this 1134-nucleotide messenger RNA. RefSeq names its product protein ZW2-like. Lineage: Eukaryota; Viridiplantae; Streptophyta; Magnoliopsida; Asterales; Asteraceae. Gene Ontology annotation, biological process: DNA-templated transcription. The record is from RefSeq and is a predicted model, not a curated record. Gene Ontology annotation, molecular function: sequence-specific DNA binding.
UUUGUGAUUCAGUCUGUACACGAAGGCUUAGGUGUCUCAUUGUGGUAGUUCCUUCUUCCAGGGUUUUCCUGUGUGUUCUUCCACGAGUCGCCUCUCAACGCAUCCGCCACUUGUACACACACACACUCUCUCUCUCUCUCUCCGUCCAAAAUAUCUCCUCCACCACCAACCUCACCCUAUAAAUUUCGUCGUUAUAUGUACACCGGAAAUUCUGCAAAAAUAUCCAACAUAAAAUGUCUAGAGAUCCUCGAGGAACAGCAGAAAGAACCAACAGUAACGUAAGAGCAUUCGAAGAUUUCCUCCAAGGUUGGUUGGUUCGUCAAGAGCAUUACCUGGAAGAGCUCCGAUCAACUCUAGCGACUUGUCACGAAUCUAAAGAAGAAGAUCUUCGAGAUUUAAUCACACGUGUCCUCGCUCAUUACCAGGAAUACUUCGAGGAAAAAUCCCGAAUCGCGAAUUACGACGUUUUCCUCGUUUUCUCUUCGCCCUGGUGUUCCUCCUUCGAGCGGAGUUUUUUCUGGAUCGCCGGCGUUAAACCGAACCUAGCGUUUCGGUUGGUAAGCAAUUCGGUGGAGGAUUUGAGUGGGGAUCAGGUUGAGAGGAUGAAGAGGUUGAAGGCGGAGACCAUGGUGGAGGAGAGGGAGUUAGGGGAUGAAUUGGCGAGGAUUCAAGAGAGUGUUGCGGCGCCACCCAUACUUGAAUUGGCGCGGAGGAUGGCGAGGGCGGAGGAAUGUGAUCAGGUGGAAUCAGCUAUGGAGACGUUGAAGAUGGAGAUGGGGGUGGUGGUGGCGAACGCGGAUAUGUUGAGAACAAGGACGGCGGUGAGGGUGGCGGAUAUAUUGACACCGGUGCAGAACUUGAAGUUCUUGACGGCGUUGACGGAGUUCCAGAUGAAAGUUAGGGUACUGGGGUCCCUCUUGAAUCGGUGACGGUUUGAAGAAGAAGAUAAAUGAAAAAAAAAAAAAAUUGGAUCAAACGUCGCUUCCAAAAUCUAAUUGCCAAAUAUGUACAAGUGUUUUUUAUUACUAAAAUUUUGGCUUUUUUUGUUUUUUUUUUGUCGGUAACGGGUACCGAUCUGAUUAUGGGUUGCUUUGUUACAUAUAUAUUACUAUAAAUUUAGAAAAUGAAAUGGUC